Messenger RNA from Pocillopora meandrina, 15359 nucleotides. The record is from the annotation of a GenBank genome assembly. Lineage: Eukaryota; Metazoa; Cnidaria; Anthozoa; Scleractinia; Pocilloporidae.
AUGACUGACUCCAAAUACUUUACAACAACCAAGAAAGGUUAGUGGAUUUCUACUACAGCUGAUACAAAUUUUCCCAGUGGAGAGCUCAUUUUCUUUGCAUUUCAUGAAAUUUCCAAGGGAAAUCUCAAGUAGAUUUGCAGAUGGAUGGUUUUUUUUUUAUUCAGCAAGCUUGAAGUGAUGGUAUGCUAUACCUGAUAAGAAUUAUGACAUGUCAUCUUGGUGGAAAAUUUUCCCUAGUUUUCAAACCUUAGAGCUGGAAUUGUUUUCUUUCAUACUUUUUGAUGCCAGAGUAUGGUGUAUUUUUUCAGGGGAGAUCUUUGAGCUCAAGGCAGAGCUGAACAGUGAUAAGAAAGAUCGCAAGAAAGAAGCAGUAAAAAAAGUUAUUGCUAGCAUGACUGUUGGGAAGGAUGUCAGGUAAGAGAGGCCUGAUGAAAAACAUGGAUGGGAUGCUUUCUUUUCUUUGCAGUGUCUAUAUUGUUAUAAUUGUUACUACAUGUACUGAGUUGUAUUCUUUGGCAAAUUUAAUGAAUGUACAUGUUAGUAUUCAUGUUAAGUUGUUGAAACAAGGGGACUUUUUCUCCUGGCACCUGCAACUUUGUCUGGCAGACCUUCUAAUCUCUUAUAACACUGAAGGGGUUCAGAUUUAUUUUGGGCCACCUCUGAAACAGACCAUGUCAGUUGUGGACAUCUUGAAAUUGAAUUUGAGGCCUAAAUAAUAUAAUUAUGUAGAUUAAAUGACAAAGAUUAGCCUAUAUCAACAAAUCAUACAGCUUAACCACAACUUAUAGUUCCACUGAAAAGUAAGUUAACAGUCCCUCGAUACUCAAUAUUCAAUACUCAAUACUCAAUUCGCAAUCAUCAAUUUUUAGAACUUUGAAGAUCGGGGCUCAAGUCAAGUUUUGAGAUGUUCUUGUUGAGUUGUAAGACCCUCAAAGCAACAAAACAAAAGAAUUUCGCACAACUAAUUAUUCUCACAACUUGAAGCUUUUUAAACCUUGUCUUAUUCACAAGAGAAAAAUCCUUACAACAUUAAAUCAUUGGAGAGUUCUCUGAAGGUCUCAAUUCUUAAAACUUGAGCCUCCUUUCUUAUUUCUUGACUUGAAAGUUUUGAUGACUAAUGAGUGAGUUUCAAGUCAAGACUGUCUAGUCAAGACUUACUUUUGAGCAGUACUUAGUAUGGUUUGUACCACAAAAUAGAGGUUUUGAUUUGCGAUGUUAUGUUUCAGCUCCUUGUUCCCAGAUGUGGUGAACUGUAUGCAAACUGACAACUUGGAGUUAAAAAAGCUGGUGUACCUUUACCUUAUGAACUAUGCUAAGUCUCAGCCCGAUAUGGCAAUCAUGGCGGUCAAUACUUUUGUGAAGGUUAGAGUUACUGCAAGUCCACUUCCUGUGGGAUCCACUGAGUGACAAAAGAGGAAUACAUCCUCCAUCAGCCAAAAAUGAAUUAUAAGGAUGUUGUAUUCAUUUGUCAAUGCAAAAACAAAAGUGCAUGCAGAUUUUUUUUAUAACUGAAUUGUGGAAGAGGCUGGUACAUGCAUAAGCUAUAAUCAAAUUGUCAGAGAUAACACAAGUAUGUAGUUGUGAGUGAUAUAAUUCCACUUGCCAUCAAGAUUAAUGAUGAAUAUUCAUAGUAGGACCAAGCUAUUACUAAUAAAAUCUAGCGAAGGUGCUCCAAGGUAGCAUAUCUUGUGUAAACAUGUUUAGGAAAGCAUUGUGUUUUUUCUUUUCCCACCUAGGACUGUGAAGACCCAAACCCACUUAUUCGGGCUUUAGCUGUUCGCACUAUGGGCUGUAUCCGCGUUGACAAGAUCACAGAAUACUUGUGUGAACCCCUGCGCAAGUGCUUGAAGGAUGAAGAUCCCUAUGUUCGCAAGACUGCUGCAGUUUGUGUAGCCAAGCUUCAUGACAUCAACUCUCAACUAGUGGAAGAUCAAGGCUUUCUUGAUUCCUUGAAGGAUCUUCUGUCAGAUUCUAAUCCCAUGGUGAGAUACAGGUCUUUAUUUUUGAAAGUAUUGUAACCCUCAAGUUCCACUGUCUGGGUCAGGGCAUCCCAAAGUGCCAAAUUCUUGUGAACAAACCGGACAUAAAAAGGAGCCCCUAGAUAGUGUUUCAAGUUCCCUCUUAUUUUUUGAAAUUUUCAAUUAUAGCUUGUAUAUCAACUUUGAGAUGCAUAUUGUUGUGUAAAUAAACAGAAAAAACUUAAACCUUGUUCUAUCGUAUUUAUCAACCAGAAGAAUGAAUCAACAUACAUGUUAAAUGAGGUGCAUAUACUUGUUGUAUACAUCUAAUGACAUUGAAAAACAUUAGCAACAUGAUGAAUUUUUUAGCUGUUCAGCUGUGGAGAUCACCUGGUCAAUAUGACCAGACCUCAGUUUCAGUUAUUCCUGUAACUUUUUCAUGUUUGAUUUUAAGUUGGCAUGAUAGCUCACUUAACAGCUAUGACUUGUUGUAGGUUGUGGCUAAUGCUGUGGCUGCCUUAUCUGAGAUUGGGGAUGUUUCACCAACUGCUGCUGCCAUGAUGGAAAUUAAUUCUCAAACCAUCAACAAACUGCUCACAGCACUCAAUGAAUGCACAGAGUAAGUAAAACAUAUAAAAUAACAAAAUUACAUGCAAUGAUCUCAAAAGGCAGGGCGUGAAAUUGAUUUUUUUUUCUGAUAGCCACUUGGCUCCUAAAUUAUUCAAAGUGGAAGCCAAUACAAAAAAGUUGGUCGCCAUUUUCAAAGACAAACAAACCCUUUUUUUUAUGCUGUCAUCGUUCUAGAAAUUAAGUUAGGGAAAAGAUCUUUCACGUGCUACAAAGUGGACAAUAGAAUGGAUGAUAUGCAACGUUCAAGCUCACCUAAAUCCAUCCUAAAUCUAGUUAUCGAUUGAGAUGCAUGUGCUGCGUUUUGGAAACAAACUUAAUGAGGAAGUUUGCCGCGGAUUUAUAUCUAUAUUUCUAAGUAAGAUUAUGAUGAAACAUUCUAGUCGCCAAUUUGGCGACUAAUUUUCAGGAUUUGGUUGCCAAAGUAAAAAAUUUAGUCGCAUUGGCGCCUGUAUUAGGCGCAAUUUCACGCCCUGAUGCCCUGGGUAUUCAGUAUUCAAUGAGUUGUAAUAGAAAAUAGAUGGAUAAAUUAAUAAAACCUUCAAUGCCUCAUCCUUGCUACGACUCUUUCUCUGUUUUCUUUGUAAUCCUGAGGUCAAGGAAACAUGACAUGAAAACUACCCUCAACAAUAACUCUAGGGAUUAUUUGUGUGAAUUUAUGUAAUUUUUUGACAAUUUUACUCAAAACAGCUGUAUGUUACUAAACCAAAGAUUUCCAGCAUGAGGAUCAUUCAAUUGGUUUGACUUAAAUGCUUGGAGGUUAGCCAUUGAAAUUAAUUUUGGUUAUUUUAAUUUGUUUUUGUCUAUUUUAAUUUGUUUCUAGGUGGGGACAGAUAUUUAUCCUUGACUCUUUGGCACAGUACACUCCUAAAGAUGACAGGGAGGCUCAGAGGUGACAAAUUUCUUUAAGGCUUAAAUAAUAGCAAGGUUAACUCAUAAUUUAAAAUGUUCUCUAUGUUAACUUUGAUUUUGAUAGAAAUUCCAAAUUAAUUACAUUGAAUAAGUCAAUUCAAUCAAUUUCAGGACAGCUUUAAACAGAAUACAAGAUUCCUUAAAAUAAGCUGCCUUGAUUAUUUACCUAGUCAAAAUUAGUGUUAAAAAUACUCUAAAUUCAUAAAAGAAAUAAGUUAAAUAUGAUAAAAAAUUGGCACUGAACUUUAAAAUAAUUUAGCAAUUUCUUUCAAUGAAAAAUUGGUACUGAUGUUGGUACUUAUAUUAAGCUUUGUAAUUCUCUGUUUUUUCUGCAGCAUUUGUGAGCGAGUCACCCCCAGGUUGUCUCAUGCCAAUGCUGCUGUGGUUCUGUCUGCUGUCAAGGUACAGUUUAAUGAAUAUGUCUGCUCCAAGAGUACACUGUAGCUGUAUUUGCAUAUAUUGUUAGAGUCCUGUAUUUGUCACAACCCACCAAAACGUUCCUCUUUCCCUAACUAGUUGUAACAGAUUAUGCUGGCAUAAUUUUUUUCUGUGUAAGGGUAGAUUUGAGACAUACUGCUGGUAGAAUCAUCUUUUUUACAUGCAACACUGCCUGAAACCAUGACACUGAUUUUUUUUUUAAGUAUAAUAUGUCAGACCCUUGUUAAACUUGUUUCUUUAUCACUCAUUAAUCAAGUACACAGUUUGUGGGUAGCACAGGUACUAUCCCUAUAAAGACCUGAACUCUUUGAUCAGGUUUCAAUUUUUCCUACUGCAGCUCCUCUUUAAAGAAAAAUCUGUUACUUUCUUAGAUAAUAAUGGAGCUGCAUCGUAAAUGGGGUCUGUAGCUCACUGUUGUGGCUACCUUGCAAUCCCUCAUUUUUGCAUUGAAAAACAGAAGUUGCUUUGUUUAUUUACACCAAUUGGUAUUCUUAUCUUCAUGUUGUUUGAAGGAAGACCUACCUUUUGCUGAUGUUUUAUUAAAUAUCUACAGGUUCUUAUGAAAUACAUGGAAAUUAUGACUCCCUCAUCAUCAUAUGUGCAGAAUCUUGUUAAAAAACUGUCUCCACCCCUGGGUAAGUUAAAACUUCAUUUUGUGGUUUGAAGUGAACACUCUAACAGUUGCUCAACAGUUUUGUCCAGUAUUACACAUGCAUCUGUACGCCAUAUGCCAUGUACAAGACCUGUGGAUGUUCCUUUUGAUUAAAGCUUCAGAACUGUCCAGUGAUAUAUACUCUAAAUUUUAAUGUUCAUUGUUUCUCUUCAGUGACAUUGUUGUCCAGUGAACCUGAAGUCCAGUACGUUGCUCUUAGGAAUAUCAAUUUGAUUGUGCAAAAGAGGUAACUGUCAAAUGAUAACUCAUUUCAUUAUGAGUCAGUUGCAUGCAUGGUGCUUAAAAUGAAUUGCAUUAAAAUGAAGUUCUAUGUAUCAUUUUACAGAAGAUCAAAAUAAUUACUAUUUUCAUUAAAUUCUUCAACAUGCAAUGACAAAUUUCAUGACUGGUCUGUAGUGUAAUUACAGAUGUAGCACUAUAUUGUUAAUUGGAAUUACAUGUACAGCAUUUCUGACCAGUGAAUGUUGUUUUAUUGUGUAGGGCAGAUAUCUUGAAGAAUGAGAUGAAAGUCUUCUUUGUCAAGUACAAUGACCCAAUUUAUGUAAAACUUGAAAAACUGGAUAUUAUGAUUCGGCUGUCAAAUCAACAGAACAUCGCCCAAGUCUUGGCAGAGUUGAAAGAGUAAGUUGUCUUCCUGGAGCUCAGCCUAAUGUGGCCUUUUUCUAUCAUAGUAAAGUUUGAUUUCAAGUAUCAAGUAAUUUUCUUCAAUGUAUAUUGCACAAACAUGUAUAUGGCACACAUUUCAAAAGAAUUCCAGGUAUAAAAAUGAUCACAGAACAUGUUUUUAAACUUCUGUAAAUGGAAAAAGCUUAAACCAUGUUCAAUGUUUCCAAAGAGUAGAGCCAUCUACACAUUGGUUAUGUCUCAUUUUUCACUUCUAGAACUGGAUUUCUGUUGCUCUCUGGUAAUUUUCUAUACAAUAAUAGGUUUAGAUUGUAAUACUUUGGUGUGGAUUUCAUUGACAACAUGGGCGUAAAUCAUUUACCUGUGGUCCAUACACAGUCUCCUAUGUAUUUUAUACAUGCACAGAGUAGAUUGGACAACUUCUAUGCUCAGUUACCCUUGUGAAAGUAAGAGAGACUUAAAAAUUAAUGCACAUUCAUGCCAAGGAAAUACAUACUGUCAAAGUACAAAAUAUAUCACAAUGUUAGAAAUCUUCCUCAAGAUUCAAUUAAAAGCUUUUUCCAUUGUGUGUGUGGAACUUUAGAUGGUCAAUAGUCUUUGCACUGAGGUAAUAUCCAUUGUCAUUUUUAUUAUAUUCUUACCAUAUAGCAAUGUAUAAAUCUUUCAAUUCCAGGUAUGCCACAGAAGUUGACGUUGAUUUUGUAAGGAAAUCAGUACGUGCAAUUGGACGCUGCGCCAUCAAAGUUGAGGUUUGUUGUAAACUAGUCACUUAGUGGUCAACAUUCAAAGUGUUUAGGCUGGAGCCAUGAAAACUGGGACAGCUCCAUGUCCAGGUAAACUCGUCAGGAAAAUUAUUGUCAAAGGACAAAUUUGUCUCUUUUUUAGUGUGACUUUAUAGACUCCCAUUGCCAACUAAUAAACUUUGGUUUAACAUGUACGUAUUACAGUUUAAAAGGGCCAUAUGACGAAUGUUUAACUUUGGAUGAAAUUUUUGUUUGUGAAUUUUAAUAUAUUUCAUUCCAAAAGUUUACUAGUUGGCUUGACUUGAUUUAGUUGAGUUAGUUUUUGUGGCUCACUAUCUAAACAUUAUUAAAUGUUGAUAACUACAUUUUGAGAUGCACCGUUCAUGCAGACACACAAUAACUUACAUACACAUGGGAAACACUCUCAUUGCCCCUGUUCUGCAAUGAGAUUCCUAAAAAAGUACAAUGAAAUGAAAGGUUCAUUGACUAAAGAAACCCAUACUGUGGGCAAUGUACUUAAUUUCAUUGAAACUGGGCAACAGUUCAGAAGAAGGUAUUGAUGGUUGGAGCUUCCUACAUGUAGUUGUCUGAUUUUGUGAAUCAUAUGAUUACAGACCAAAUUGGAUUCACUCAGUCCUAAUAUAUCCCAGUGGGUCCUAUGGUGCAUUCACUUUACAUGUACUAUGUCUUAAACUCUGAGGCGACUGAAGUUGGAAGGUUGCAUAUUUAAGUCUGGAUGAUAUUUCACCAAAGAAUCAUUGGGAAAAGUGUUUUUCAAAAACAGUGGAGAGAACUGGAUGCCCUCGGAAGUGUCUUCCUAAACAGGGGUCUUAAGGGUGAAUGCUGCUACAACUACAACAUAAACAAAGGAGGUGGUAUUCUGUGCUAACCUUACUCCUAAAGGCAGAUGGUCGUGGAUGAUUUUCUUGGGAAGAUGAUAUGCUGUGUUGUAUAUAAAAAGUUUAAAAAACAUAUACCAGUAUGUAAAACUGUCAGUGUGUUUAUGUGUAAAAUUUAUCUUAUUUGUUAAUAGAUGAUCUCUUUUGUAGCAAUCUGCAGAACGCUGUGUGAGCACUCUCCUGGAUUUGAUUCAAACCAAGGUUAACUAUGUGGUACAAGAAGCGAUUGUGGUUAUCAAGGUGACAUAUUUACUUCAGCCUCUUCUUCUCAGCACAUAAUUGAUAGAAGUUUUCAAGGAAACAUUUAUCCUUCCAACAGCAUCAUGGUGCUUAGAUAGCAGUUCCUCACUGUACUCCCCCAAAGCUGCAAUUAAUCAUAGUACCCCAAAUUUACCACACAGAGGCAGCAGAGUGCUUUGAAGUGUGUGUUGGGAGGGGGGGGAGAGGGAAGGGAGAGGGGAGGGGUGGCUAUCUUAUGUACUAAGCUAAGUACACACCCUUAACUCAAAUUUUUCCAAAAAUUCUUUUUAAUGUUGGCCUCUUAAAUGCAGGCUGGCAGUGUUUAAAUGAAAAAAAAUCCUACCACAUUGAGUUUCACCAAGCAUGCAGCUUAUGAAAAAUUGAAAGACAAAUUCCUUAUUUUAGGUUUUUGGCUUUUUUGGAUGGUGUUUGUGACCUUUGGUGUUUCUGAUGUUCUUGUGUAUGUGUUUAUGUUUUACCUUUGCUGUUUAAAAUUAGGACAUAUUCAGGAGAUACCCAAACAAGUAUGAAAGUAUAAUCUCCACCUUGUGUGAAAAUCUGGAUUCAUUAGAUGAGCCUGAGGCGAGGUGAAUAUAUCUGGGCUACUGCCUUUGGUCAUUUUUCUUCAAGAUGAAGAUGUUCUUGAUAGUGAAAUUUUUCAAACUGUUGAAUUUACGUUCGCAUGUACGUGUACAUGCUAAACUUCCACCUUACUCAACAAAUCUUUCUGUUUCCCUUGUUGUUUUGUAAAUAUUUCCAAUAAAAGUAAAAAAGAGGGGAGCAGAAGCAGUUUUUGUCUCACCUGGGAAAUUGAUUGAGUUCUCUUUCAAACAUAGUUUUAUAGCUGUGAAAUAUUAUUGUUUCUUUGGAUUGUGGAAAUAUUUGCUCCUUUUUAUUUGGUGACUUUCAGUUUAACAUCUCCACAUUUUAGUAAGUACUUACUUACACUGAUUUUAAUGAUUCAUAGGGCAUCGAUGAUUUGGAUCAUUGGUGAAUAUGCUGAGCGAAUUGACAAUGCUGCAGAGCUAUUGGAGUCCUUCCUGGAAGGUUUCCAAGAUGAAAAUUCUCAGGUGCAAAUUUUUAUAAAAAGCAUGUGACAUUUUUUUUCAAAUUAUGAUAUUGAUUUAGUGUCAAAGACAUAAUCCUAUAAUAUCAUUACUCCUCUUGCAUAAGGUUCAACUGCAGCUGCUGACAUCCAUUGUGAAGCUGUUCUUGAAGCGUCCAACUGACACUCAGGAGCUAGUGCAACAGGUCUUGAGUCUGGCAACACAGGAUAGUGAUAACCCAGACCUAAGGGACAGGGGCUACAUCUACUGGCGGCUUCUUUCAACUGACCCUGUGGCAGCAAAGGUGCGAUAAUUAGGUUCUCUAUUCCCAACAUUAAUUAAGUAUCCCUCUUUCAUGAAAUCAGUUUCUGAACACAGUAGUCCAUUCUGGUUUUCAUGGCAGGAAGAAAUUAUGAGUAUUGCUGGUCUAGCUAGAUUGGAUGCCAAUCCAUCAUAGGUUAUUUCCCAGCUUUCACUGCAUCAGUGGGAGAGGAAAAUGUUUUGUUGGACUCUGUGACCCCUAAGAGUGACUAGCAGGUAAUUUUUCACUAAACAUCAGUCUUGAGUCACACAUUAAGGUCACAAGAAUAAAGGAAAUGACCACCAACUAAAGAAGUUCUUGAUAAUUAAACAAAUUCUCCUUAUCAGCACCUCAGGAAAUUUAUAGAGAACAUUAUUGAGAACAUGCAUAUUGAUGUCAGGCAGUGAAGGGUUGAGCAUAAUUAUAUCCUUAUGGUUUGGCUGGAAUUGGAACAUGGACCUCUAAACGAGGGGUUCAGCAUGUUAACUACAAGGCCACUGUUUCUCAAACUCUUGUCCAUAGCAUGACACAAUUUGACAAUAUCAUUUUUCCUCCCUGAUGCUGCAGAAAUCACCAUUCAUUUUUUGGAAUUCCCACUAGUACUUGUGGAAUUUUUUUGAAUGUGUCUAAAACAGGAAUUGUGUAGUUAUCAGGACUCUUGUAAGAAAUGCUGUACAUUUAUGUAAACAGUGUUUUAUUGGAUUUUCCAUAGGAAGUUGUGCUGGCUGAGAAGCCCCUGAUAUCUGAAGAAACUGACCUCCUAGAACCCACUCUCCUUGAUGAACUGAUCUGCAACAUUUCCACAUUGGCAUCUGUGUAUCACAAGCCACCCAGCUCAUUUGUUGAAGGGCGCACUGCUGCAAGGAGAUUCACCUUGCCACCGAGGGCUGAGCCAUCUCCAGGUACCGUGCUUAACUUUCCAGAUAACGUACCUUUUUAAUAAUUUAGUUUACCCUCAUUGCCCCUCUCUUUAACGAUGUGAUGCUCUGGUGCCCUUGUGAUGGAGAAAAAUUAACUUCAACCCAGGUUGCCCCUUGCAGGAAUUUCUAAAAUAGUUGCUGGGUAAGCUGUUCAGUCAACAUGAUGUGGUCAAGAUUGCUAUAAGUUAAGUUGUUUGCUCAGUUUGGGCAUGAAGAGAAUUCUAACAUGUGUCAUAGCAAUAGCCUUACAAGAUUCUGACCAUCUUGACUAGGGGCUGAGACUGAGGAAGCUACCCCUGCUCCAUCCCAACCAGUUGCAGCUCCAGUAACUGCUUCAGUGGCAGCCCAUGCGCCACCAUCUCAACCAGCAGCUGACUCCUUACUUGGUGACCUGUUGAUGGACAUGGGACCCACUCAACCUGCUGCCCCACCUGUGCAGCCAGCAGCAGGUAUGCAGAUAUUAUGUCACCUGUCAUUUCUCAGUGAUGUCUUCUCACCUAGUAUGGUAAACAGAAAAAUGCAGAAAGUUACUCAUUAACGUGCUAAGCACUUGUCAUUCAUUCCUCCAGUUUAUUACUCCAAUUUAUUGCUUCAAAUACUUCUACUAAGCUUGUAGGUGUGGUUUGCUUAAAUUAUUGGUGCAUUGACAUUUAAACGCUGUAUUAAUGUCACAGAAACUAAGACAAGCUCAGGUGGCGUGAGCCAUUAGGUUCGUGUGCAGACUUGGCCUACGUAUAGUAAUCAACCCACAAGUAAAGUAAUCAUUUUUGUCCUUUGAUUCAGCGGCAGGGGGAGGAGGAGUUAUGGAUCUUCUGGGAGAAGACCUAAGUGGUUUACAGGUGAAAAGUCUCUUUCUACAUGUUUUUAAAACGUAGCUGAAAUUACUGUGAGGCAGUUAAAAUUAUGUGAUGUUGCACCUAGAGCAAAAGCUGUACUUUAAAGAGACAGAAUACUAGAAGAUCGCUUUCUUGAAAACAACCAUCUUUAGGCUACUAAAAAUGUCAAAGGUUUAGAACUGAGAUCUUUUGCGUCGGCAGCAUGGCUCCCCUUGGAGUCAAGGAUCGCUUCUCGUCUGUCUUGUCCACUCCCUUGAUUACAUCUUCUGACAAUACCAGUGCACUUUUAAACAGUGUUGGGAUGAAAAUGGAGAAAAAUAUUUACUUGGUGAUAUUGGAAUACGAACGAGUUGGCAUUAAUCAGGUCCUUUGCGGGUUUGCGCAAAGAUUUCGCCCCGUGGCGAUCUCAGAAAUCCAUGCAUAAACGUAAAGAUCCGAUCACUGGCAACUCAUUCAUUGCCAGUAUUGUAUUAAGUAAUUUAGUCAUACAUCAUCCGUUACCAUGCAUUUUUAAUAGCAUAACUUCAUACUUCAGUACAUGUGUUGAUUGCCUCUAUUAAAUUUUAGUUCAUAAUCUACCGUGACCAACUUGUCCGCCACAUUGGCGUAACAGUUUCUCAAGAAAUUGAUGACUUUGCUUAUUGAAUUCUCUCUCAGCUUGGUGGAGCUCCAAGUCCUGCUCAGCCAAUGGGAGGGCCGAUGGGGGGCUUGGGCGAUCUUUUCAGUCUGUCUGGGGGACCUGGUAUCUCAGGAGGAAUGUACUCUGCGCCUAAACAGGUUGGGGACAACUUCUUUCGCUUAAUUUACUCCGCUAGAACUUAGAAGCACGACAUAAUGGCAUGCCUAGUUCGUGUAUGCAAAGAGACCAAGUGGAUACCUAAUACUCUGAGCUAAUGCAAUUUUCAUGGAAAUUUCAAAUUGGUAACUAAGAGUGUAAUGUUGAGUGAUAAUUUAAACGUUAGAAUGGCUGAAAUCGUAGUGUUUUGAACCUCGUUGAUUCACUAAGUGAACCAUUCCCAUCACAAUCCUCUGAGAUGCAUUGAGCUCCCUAAGAAACAUUCUCGACAGAGCACUGAGCCUGUGUAGCUGACUCUUUGCUGGGAGGUUGUAGCGAUGGAGCCGUGAGAGGAGUGGGAAUGAGAAGUUUCAGCCUCACGAUUUCAGACUAAAUUGCAUAUAUUAAAUUUUAUAGAUUAGUGAAGAUGGUUUUGGAAAUUCUGCAUACCCUAUGAAUCACUUUGCCGCGUAUAGUGGGAAGAGAUUUAAGAGUCAUCUCUUUUAAGAUAGGCACUGAUUGUUUGUAAAAUCUUGUUGUUGUUGUUGUUUUUUUUUGUUGUUGUAUUUAUCUUGUUGGACCGUAAAGGAAUUUUGAAGUUAAAAUGUUGCUAGCUAAAACUACGGUUCUGCCAAUUGACUGUUACUGACAACAAUGUUUUUCGGGACUAUCCCCACCUGGCCGAUCACACCACAACGGAUUGUUCCUCCGGUGUUAAAAGUAGUUACUGUACGAAUAUGAGUUACAACAUGUGUUUUUUUGUUGUAGUUUCACUGUGACAUUGUUGAACUGACACGUGUUUCAAUUUUGUUUUGUAGAUGUGGCUCACUGCUGCCAAAGGGAAAGGAGUUGAGGUUUUAGGUAUAAUUGUUAGAAUUAUUAAUUUAACUAGCUCUGCAGCUCUUGUAGUAACCAUCGCAAUGAAGUCUGUUAUUUUACUGAUUUCUCGUGGUAAACAAAAAGUCGUUUUUCUUGAACAGGAACAUUUUCUCGACGUCAAGGACAGAUUUACAUGGAUAUGACAUUCCACAACAAAGCCAUGCAAGCCAUGGGAGACUUUGCAAUCCAGUUCAAUAAGAACAGGUGGGUAGCAAUUAUUUUUAGUUAAGAAUGAAGCGCAUCGAAAAAGUGACUUCUUUGAGAGCCAGGUCCUUUAUUCCACGCUCCUGACAAGUGAUGUCAUUGAUAGGCUAAGUGUCUUGCCUCCUUUCUUUCAGUUUUGGUUUGGCACCCGGUUGUCCGCUAAACAUUCCAUCGCCGUUGCUCGCCAACUCCUCCGCGGAAACUUCGCUUCCUGUAAACACAAGUACGUAAACUUUCGAUUUGAAGUACAAGUGACACGUCAACUUGUGAGUGGUCAGAUCUAUCUUGUUAUUCUUUCGUCUGCCUUCUAUACAUUUCCUUGAAGUAACGUCGAGAGAUUUUUUGUUGCUAGAACCACCCCCCAGCUGACAAGAUUUAGUAUUCUCGUAACCUGUUUGCUGGAUAGUGUGUUGAAAUUAUGAGUAGUUACGUGAUGACUUACUGUGGGAGUACAAGGGCUAAAAAUCUUGUUAAGAUACCGCUAGGUGAAUGUUUAUCGGUUUUUCACGGGGACGAAGUCGCUGUUGAGUAAAGCAAUAGACCGCACUUUCCAUAUAACCCACGCGGGAUGCUGAUUUUCUGCAAUUAGUUUGUUUUAAUUCAUGUUCGUAUUCGCGUAUUUGAAAGAAGGACUGUAAUCGAGGAAGUGUAUUACACAGAUAUGUUACGAAGUAAAUCACUUACGAUAUUUAGAUGAUAAUAAUCGUCCAUCGAUACUGCAAUCACUUCUGGCGGAUUCCUGCCUCCUAAAUUCCAGUUGGGUUUAGUAUGGGACCGAGGCUUGGCCCAAUUUAGGCCAACAUCAACUGUAUUUCUUGCUCCUCGUUGAGGUUUCUGAUCUGUAACGGGAUGUGGAAUAAUUUAAUUUGACCAUUUGAUAAUAAAAGGAACAUUUUUCUCUCAUUUUUCAAUUUUUUUCCGACUAGAUGGCGCUGUGCUGAGAAUGGACCCACUUACAAACCUCCAGGUGGCCGUUAAAAAUAAUGUGGAUGUGUUCUACUUCAGUUGCACUGUUCCUUACAACGUGCUGUUUUCAGAAGAUGGCCAGAUGGGUGAGUCUUACCCAGGCCACCGCGACUUAGUUGAACAUUAUUUACUGUUUGGGAAUCUGGACCCAGUUGUUCGAAGGCCGACUAGCGCUAACUCAGGCUUAAAUUUUUAAUCCAGGUUUCUUUAUUUCUUUGUUCAAAAACCUUUUAGGGAAAAUUUUUUCUAUUUUUUAUCUAGGACAUCUAAUCAAAUGACAAGCCAAAAGAUUUGAACUGAAAUUUCCUCUAAAGCUUUCAGACCUGAAAUCAAAUUUUAACACUAACCCUGGGUUAUUUUGACCGAACCAGGCCAAUUUCCAAGUAGGUUUACUAAUAACUUAGUCCCGGGACUCCUCUUGGCUGAUGUAAAGCACUGGUACUGUUCGCUGUUGUACAAUAUCGAAACACACUCGUGGGACCGGCUUCUGACUUGUGGUGCCUGUUAUUGUAUCACCUCCCUCACAUGCAAUACAAGGUUCAUUUUUAUCCUCCAGUAGACCUUACUAUUGUAUUUCAACAUUGCUUGAGGGAAAGGGGUGGGGGGUUAAUAAAAUCUGCUUUAUUAAACUACUUAGGUUUUUUUAAGCAAGUAACAUUUUAGAGUUCUAAGAAUUUUCUUGCCGUAAAAUAAUCCGGGAAAGAUGAAAUAAACCAAAAUGAGCCAACUGACAAGAAACAAGGUCGGGUAAGGAUGGGAGAAUGUUUUCUCUGAUUGGAAAUGAUCAUCAUGUAAAGUCUGGGUUAGAUUUUACAUGAUGAACUAACGGUGGUGUAGCGUCUUAUGUGAACGCUGGAACAGUUUUUCAAUUAAUUCUGACCCUCGGGGUCAGAGCCACUUAGUGUGAAACUCUUUGAACUCGACAUUGUUCAUGGCAAUUUAAAGAAAAAAUGACCGGGUGUAGUGUUAGUUAUUAUUAUUCUUUUCCUUUAUUUAUCUAUUUGAAUCAUAUCUAUGCAGAACAAUUUAAAACUUCUCAAAAUUUUCUUGUUUUGUUUCUUUCAGAUCGCAAGGUGUUUUUAGCCACGUGGAAGGACAUACCUGCAGGGAAUGAAGUUCAGAAUCAAAUCACCAAUGUAAAUUUUUCUUCAGGUAAGAUUGCCAUAUGUGUACCGGAUAGUCGAUGUUGUCUCUGAAUGUUGCACUAACAUUAUUUUCCAUUUGUUGCCUUCGCUUUCUUUUGUAGAAGUUGCUCAACAGAAACUUUCUGCCAACAACAUAUUUACUAUCGCAAAACGUACAGUGGAAGGCCAGGUAUUGAAAUAGAGUUGAAUAAUUCUUACAGUUCACAGGCUGGUUCAGAAUUAAGGACUGCACGUCCGUGGAACUAAACUGCUUAAUCAAAUGAUCUGAUACAACUAUCGAUGACUGAAUAUGAACAAAGAAGCUGCUUUCCUCUCGUGACUUGAAGUCCCAGCAUUUCAAUUUUGUAAUGCGCUUACUCAUUGAAAAAUUCCACUUUACCCUCAACAGUAUAAAGCUCGAGUGAGCCGCUUUCUGCUAAGUAUAUAGAGCUGUCCGCUUGGGGGUGUCCGAGCGCAAAGAACGCAGCAAUAAUAGUUUGCUUUUUUUUCCAUGAUAUGUUUUCCAACUUUUGUUAUUUUUUCGCUAGGACAUGCUUUACCAGUCACUGAAAUUCACUAAUAAUAUCUGGGUUUUGGCCGAACUUAAGAUGCAGCCUGGUAACACUGUGGUGCAGGUAUGAAGCCUUAAAAUAAUUGUUUUGUUUUACAUUGCAGUGGCUAUCCUUAUAGACAAUUUUAAAACUCGGUCCCCUUUUUAAAGAACAAACUUUUUGGAUCAGCACAGUCAUGAUGACAGAUCUUUAAUGUCGAAUUCGUACGAAAUAUUUUCUAUGCCUUCCCCUGCAUCUUUUCAUAACCCAUUCACCCAAUCUAUCUGUCUCCUCCGCCCUCAGACCAUGAUCCAUUCACCGUCGUUCUCGCUUUGUAGAAAAAAGCAUUGAACCCAAGGUAAACCACACAAACCGCGAUAAACAGAUCACCUCUGUGAUUUUCAAAAAGUAACGAAAACUUGCUUGUCUUUCUAACAGUUGUCGCUGAAGACGCGAGCCAUGGAUGUUGUUAUGGGCGUACAAGCUAUGUACGAGACCGUCCUACACAACUAAAGGCCUGGAGCUGAUUCAAAUGUAAAGGAAUCACCGUUACGUCUCACACUGAAAAGCAUAGUACUGAAAAUAAUAAAUAAUAAACUGUAACAUUCAGUGUUUACUGAAAUAAAAGUAACUUGUUCUUACG